This is a messenger RNA of Akanthomyces muscarius, 4878 nucleotides long. RefSeq lists its product as uncharacterized. Bases 1 to 4878 code for a protein of 1625 amino acids. The transcript has a single exon. Gene Ontology annotation, cellular component: membrane; intracellular membrane-bounded organelle. Gene Ontology annotation, biological process: transmembrane transport; lipid transport. NCBI's taxonomy places the organism in Eukaryota, Fungi, Ascomycota, Sordariomycetes, Hypocreales, Cordycipitaceae. Gene Ontology annotation, molecular function: ABC-type transporter activity; ATP hydrolysis activity; lipid carrier activity. The record is from RefSeq and is a predicted model, not a curated record.
AUGGCGCUCAUCCGCCAGACAUGGACGCUGAUGCGCAAAAACCUGCGCAGGGUCCUCUUCCGGCGCCCCUUUGUCGUCUUCUUCAUGGCCUUUUUCGUGCCCAUCAUUCUCUCCCUCUUCUUCAGCUUUGCCAGAAACCUCUUUGUCCCCCCCGCCACCUUUGGCAUCGGCUCCGUCCGGCCCGUCAUGCCUUUCAAGGACGCCCUGCAGCGCGGCAGCCACGCCGGCCGCACCAAGCUGAUCCUCGUUAACAACGGCCACACUGGCGGCAACAUUGACAAGGUCCUCGACGACGUUGCCGACGCGGUGUCAAGUGCCAACACCGGUGUCAGCGUCAUUCGCGCCAGUGACGAGAGCCAUCUCCUCACCGAGUGUCGCAGCUCGCUCCGUGGUGUGACGACCUGCUUCAAUGCCAUCGUCUUUCGCUCCUCGCCCGACGAAGGCAGUGGCGGGAUUUGGAACUAUACCAUUCGUACAGAUGCCUCCUUUUUUCAAGAGACAUACAGAAUCCAGGUCGACAAGGGUGACAAUGUUGAGCAAGUAUACAUGAUCCCUACCCAACAUAUUGUUGACCAGGCAAUUGCCAAAAUUUCCCACCCCAAUCAAAAGGAUCCUCUGGCAGAUGUCCAGGAGAAGGCUUUUACAAGUUAUACUAGCGAAGAACGUCUGGAACAGACGCGGAAGCUCUAUCACAAGUCCAUCAUCAACUUCAUGGGCGUCGCCUUCAUCUCCUGCAUUCUCUGGAUCUCCUACCAUUUGGCGGGUUUCGUCGCCACCGAGAGAGAAACAGGCAUGUCCCAGCUCAUUGAUGCCAUGAUGCCCGUACGGAAGCCCUGGAUGGCCAUGUUUGCGAGAUUGGUUGCUCAUCACUUGUCCUUUUCCUUGGUCUACGCUCCCGCCUGGAUCAUGGGCUCGCUCAUCAUUCGUUUUGGCGUAUACACCCACACCAACGUCGCCCUCCUUCUCAUUCUCCACAUCCUUGCCGGUCUUGCUCUUGCCUCCAUGUCAAUCAUGAUAGGCUGUUUCUUCAAAAAGGCACAACUCAGUGGCAGCGCAGCACUAUUGUCCAUGAUGCUCCUGGGUAUCCUUGCCCAGGCGCUUACGAAACCCGGCACUACAACUGUCGCUGCCCUCUCUACUCUCUUCGCGCCCUGCACAUAUGUCUAUGCCAUGAUACACAUGUCUUGGUUCGAGAGGUUCGGCAAGCCCGCAAGUCUCACAUCCAGCGACCCCGCCGCUUCAUUCCACCUGCCAGGCAUUUUCUUCUGGAUCAUGCUCAUCUUUCAAAUCCUGGUCUAUCCCCUCAUUGGAGCCGCCUUCGAGUACACCUUCUACGGCACGUCAACAAAGGGCCGCAACGUGACUAUCGACGCUGCCUCGAUGCAGAACGAUGCCGUGCAGCUGCGUGAGUUUAGCAAAAUCUAUAAGCCAGGUUUAUUUUCUCGCCUCUUGUCCAAGGUUUUCAAGAAACCUGCCGAGACUGUCGUCGCCGUCGACAAGCUAACUCUUCAUGCCGGUCGGGGCCAAAUCGUCUGUCUUCUCGGAGCCAACGGUAGCGGCAAGAGUACUACCCUGGAUGCCAUUGCCGGCCUUCACAAACUCACCAGUGGCUCCAUUUCCAUCGACGGCACAGGAGGACUAGGUAUCGCGCCCCAAAAGAAUGUCUUGUGGGAUGAUCUAAAUGUUACGGAGCACUUGCGUAUCUUCAAUCGGCUUAAAUCGCCCAAGAACCCUGCUACCAAGGACGAAAUUGACGAGCUGGUCAAGACAAUCGAUCUCUGGCCGAAGCGCAAGGCUCUCUCCAAAACGCUUUCUGGUGGCCAAAAGCGCAAGCUGCAGCUGGGAAUAAUGUUGACCGGUGGCAGUGCAGUCUGCUGCGUUGAUGAGGUCAGCAGUGGCAUUGACCCCUUGUCGCGCCGAAAACUUUGGGAAAUCCUUCUCGACGAGCGCGGAAAGCGAACCAUGAUUCUCACCACGCAUUUCCUCGACGAAGCUGACCUGCUUGCCGACCACAUCGCCAUUCUUUCGAAAGGAACUCUGCGAGCGCAGGGCUCCUCUGUUGAGCUCAAGGACACGUUGGGUGGUGGGUAUCAUGUAAAUGUUCACAAGACUGCUACGACACAAGAGUUGCCCACUGUGGAGGGUGUCAAGAUGAAGCACGAUUUUGACCAGGUUACAUACAUCGCCCCAUCAUCUAGCCUCGCCGCUGCUGUCAUCAAGAAACUGGAAAGCGCUCAGAUUCCUGAUUAUCGAUUCUCCGGUCCUACUAUCGAGGACGUGUUCCUGCAAGUGGCAGAGGAGGUCAAGGAUGAAGAGGCUUUCGAAGGCGACCUAACGUCUACAGAAAAGACGCGUGGCCCAGAUGACACACCCCAAACUGAACAACAACGCCAAGGUUUGCAACUAAUGGAUGGAAAGCAGGUGGGCUAUCUGCGCCAGGCUUUCAUUCUGUUUGCCAAACGCGCCACCAUUCUUAAGCGCAACUGGCGCAUCUAUGUGCUUGCCUUGGUCCUACCCAUCGUCGCUGCUGGCCUAACAAGCCUCUUUGUUAAAGACACGACGCUGCAAGGGUGUGCGCCCGGUGACCAGUUGACCAACUACGGCACCGAGGACGCGUUCAGCCAAAUUGUGGCCUCGGACCCCAACGGCACGCUCACGUUCCUCGCUGGCCCGGCGGCCAGUUUGUCUCCCAACGACGUCUUGAGACUACUCUCGCCCAUCUUGCCAAGAUCCAAAGAUGGCGCUUCCGCUGGUCUCGAUCUUUUGGGCAGUCUGGAAAUUGUGAACACAUUUGACGACUUCAAUAACUAUAUUGCGACCAAGCCUAAGAAUGUGACCAUGGGUUUUUGGCUUGGCGAUGACGACAGCCAACCUACGUUUGCGUGGGUUUCCAACCUGAUCAUCACCAGCUCGAUCCUUUCGCAGCAGCUUCUUGACGUCCUCCAGACAAACACUUCCAUCGCAACGACCUGGUCACCGUUCGACAAACCUUUUGUCCCUCCCAUCGGCGACGCGCUUAGUCUGGUCAUCUACAUGGGCAUUGCUCUUGCUGUGUAUCCGGCCUUCUUCGCCCUGUACCCCAACAAUGAGCGGCGGCGCUUUGUUCGGGCCCUUCAGUACUCAAACGGUGUGCGUCCUCUGCCGCUUUGGCUGGCAUAUCUGGCAUUUGACUCUAUUGUGGUUCUCGUGAGCUCUGCGAUUGUCGCAGGCAUAUGGGCAAUGUUGUCCAAUGUCUGGUACAACAUUGGCUACAUCUUUGUCGUCUUCUUUCUUUACGGCUUGUCCUCCAUUCUCCUCUCCUACAUCAUAUCGCUCUUCACCAAGUCGCAGCUGGGUGCUUUCGCGUGGUCUGCUCUCCUGCAGGCCGUUUUCAUGCUGGUAUACCUCGUUACCUAUGUCUGUGUCUUGACCUACGUCGACGCUUCCGAUAUCGACUAUGCCCUGCAUGUGUCGUACUUUGUCCUUGCACUGGUUUCUCCGAUCACGUCCGCCAUGCGGUCGCUCUUUAUUGCCUCGAACCUAUUCUCCACUGCAUGCGAAGGCAAUGAACUCUCUCGCAAUCCGCAGAAUCUGCUCUACUAUGGUGGCCCCAUUCUCUACCUGUCCGUGCAGUCUGUCAUCCUACUCCUCCUGGUGCUCUGGCUGGACAGCGGCUCGCCGCUUUCAUGGCUGCGCCGCGUCUUCUCACGCAAACCGCCCGCGGAGAACCCUGAAGCUAUGGACCAGGAUGUCAUUGACGAGCAGGAACGCAUCAGUGGUCCCGGCGCCCAGGACGACGGCCUGCGCGUUUCCCACCUGACCAAGUCCUUUGGCAGGAACACGGCCGUGGACAAUGUCAGCUUUGGCAUCAAGCACGGCGAAGUCUUUGCGCUUCUCGGACCCAACGGCGCUGGCAAAUCCACCACCAUCUCCAUGGUGCGCGGCGACCUCAAGCCAAGCCGCAACGGCGGCGACGUCUUCAUCGAGAACGUCUCCGUUAAUAAGAACCUACCCCUCGCGCGCACUAACCUAGGCGUGUGCCCGCAGACGGACGCCCUCGACCUGAUGACGGUCCGUGAGCACCUCGAAUUUUACGCCCACGUCCGCGGCAUCCCCGACAUCCAGCACAACGUGAUGGCCAUUCUUGCUGCCGUCGGUCUCGGCACCUAUGCGGACCGCAUGGCGGCUACCCUCUCCGGCGGCAACAAGCGCAAGCUCAGCCUCGGCAUCGCCCUCAUGGGCAACCCGGCCGUCGUGCUUCUUGACGAGCCCUCGUCCGGCCUCGACGCCGCCGCCAAGCGCAUCAUGUGGCGCACGCUCGCCGCCACCGCCCGCGGACGCUCCAUCCUCCUCACCACGCACUCAAUGGAGGAGGCCGACGCGCUCGCCGGGCGUGCGGGUAUCCUCGCCCGCCGUAUGCUCGCCCUCGGCACGCCCGACGAGCUGCGCCACCGCUUCGGCGAUCUUGUGCAUGUGCACCUCAUCGCCAUCUCGGCGCCGCGCACCACGGCCGAGGAAAUGGACAACAUUACCGCCUGGGUCCGCCGUAACCUGCCCUCGGCCGACGUCGACCAUAAGACGUACCAUGGCCAGCUGCGAUUCACAGUGCGCGCGCGCGACCUCGGCCACAGCAGACGCAGCAGUGCGGGCGGCUCACCUUCAGGUGGCACACCGCCGAAGGACCAUACCCACGUCGAGGAGUGUGCGGUGAGCACCUCCACCACUACUACAAUCGGCACGCUGCGAGGGAGCGAAUCGGCCGUCGGCAGCCUCGUCGUCUUGCUCGAGGAGAACAGCAAGGAGCUCGGCAUCAGCAACUACAGCGUGGCGCCGACGGGCCUGGACCAGGUAUUCCUGGCCAUUGUCGGACAGCACAAUAUACAAGAGGAGAAUACGUAG